Bombus huntii is the source of this 4228-nucleotide messenger RNA. RefSeq lists its product as uncharacterized. Gene Ontology annotation, cellular component: extracellular region. The record is from RefSeq and is a predicted model, not a curated record. Gene Ontology annotation, biological process: innate immune response; central nervous system formation; regulation of Toll signaling pathway. The coding region runs from base 570 to 1751 and encodes 393 amino acids. The transcript has 8 exons. NCBI's taxonomy places the organism in Eukaryota, Metazoa, Arthropoda, Insecta, Hymenoptera, Apidae. Gene Ontology annotation, molecular function: Toll binding; growth factor activity.
UGGUUAAACGAAUAAUCAUUCUGUGAAUCUGUACAAAUAUGUAGUCAAAGAGGCAGCAAAAUAAAUGAUCUAUGGUAGCUUACACGAUUAAUGAAAUAUCCUCUGAUAGUUCCACAUGACGAUUUUUAUCCUCGAAAUUCCUGAAGGUUAAACAGCCGAAAGAAUGUAACGGCUGGCGAACGUGCACGCUUAGUGGGGCAGUCAGUAUACAAGACUAUAGUCUCGGGGUAUUAAUAGUCCGCGGAGCGUGGACCGAGUACCGUUAAGGCCGAAUACGAUACACGUCGGUAUCUUACUAACGGGGAAUACCUUGUAAGACCGAAACGCGUAGAGACGAAGGAUCAUCGACAAGCUAGUUCAAACAACUUGUUGUUUGUAUUUCGUUGAUCCUGGCUUCCAUUCGAAUAAAGCUUCCCUUCUGUUGUAGCCAACUUGUUGGAUCUAUGAAAUGUUGGCACGAACCGUCUGUUUGCUUUGAGUUAAGAUUUUAAUUAAGCUACAAUAACGAUUAAGUCGAAUGAAGUUUCGUAGUUUUGAGACACUGAUAAAUACGCGAUCCAGACGAAAAGAUGGUACUUUUAUGCAUUUUGUGCCACGCAAAUGAAUAUUCGGAUACGAAACAAUCGAAACCAAAUGACGUCGAUUCGACGACAGAAUCUAACGAACCUCCAGAAGGAUAUUACGCCUUCGUGAAGUCACCGAACGCAGAACCGCCUAAAGUGAGGCCGCCACCUUAUAUAGAUAGCGACAAAGAAUGCUAUGACACCGGUAAACAGGGAAAGGGUUACGUUUCCAUACACAAUAUUUGCGGGGAUCUUAACAAGGGUUAUAUCCCGCGAAAUCCUAUGAAUCAGUAUUUCAAUGGCUCGUCGUAUCCUUUCGCGCUGUUGAAAAAUCACACGUUGAAAUUUCUAAGCAAAGCGUUGCCUAUACUCAAGGCUGACGAUUCAUUGCCGAAGGUCGCCACGGUGCAAUCCUAUUUCCAGAAUUCUGUCGACACCGACGAGAAAGGAAGUAGAAGCAAGCGAUCGUCCGAUUCAGAAAGCGCCUUGGAUACUCUCAGAAACGGUCGUAAAUUCUGCGAAAAUGGCGGAGGAGUAGUUUGCAUGCUGUACAAGGCUAUACAAGGUGAACCAUUGGCUACCUCAGCAGCUGAACGCCGUGACGAGCCCUCCACCCCUGAGUACCGUCAACGAACACCGCCACAAGAGAAGCCAGAAUACACCGGUCCACCCACUCCUUGUCCAGCUAAAGUGGAGUACGCUACACCAGUGUUCGCCAAGAACUAUCAAGGAGUUUGGCGCUACGUGGUGCAAAUCCCUUACGAGGGUUACUUCACUCAGACGAUCGAAGUAACCCGAUGCAUGCAAUCAAGAUGUCAUUACUUGGAUGGUGGCUGUCUGUCGUCGCCAAGAUGGACUAGUUUGCUAGUAGCAGAGAUCUUCUAUCCUGACACGUUUUUGGAAGAAAAUCAAAAUUCUAGAAUCAACGGCCUGAGGGAUACUGCCGGUUCACCGCCGCCUGUUCACGAUUUCCAGAAUUAUCAACAAUAUUUACAGAAACGUGCCGGGGAGAAUGAAGCUCGCAACAGCGGAUCGUCCCAGCAUCAUUGCGACGGUGUCGACGAAAUGGGUUGUUUCCAGGUAAGAUUGUACUACGAUUGGUUCCUGGUGCCAGGAAGCUGCAAGUGUUGGCGUCCCGAUUACUUCAACCGCUAUGUUCGUCGUAGCGGGUCUAACGUCGAAUUGUGAUGGCAAUAUCGCGUGUCAAAUCACGUAAAUGAGCAAGAAGACGCGCUUGCGUGAUAUGACUGAUACGAUUAAAUCGAUAAGUUUGUCAGAUUCUGUGAAAUAGCCUGUUUUGAUCGAUCGAUGAUCAAACGACUAUUUGUUUGAUAACUGAAUAGGAAAAAUGUUAGAAUCGAACAUACAUUUUUUAGACAAUACCUACGUAGAAGAUCGUAUUUCAGCAAAUCAUCGAAUGAGGAGAAUUAAAGUGGAUCCACUGAGUGCGAUCGAUAAUCUAGCUUUAAUAUAAUACUUUGUUGUAUUAAAUUCGCAGCAUUGUGCACCUUAAAGACUGAAGAGAAGUACCAUUGUCGUGAACGCAGUAGAACGCGCUAAUGAAGUUGCAUCAACGCGCGUUGUUACUAAGUACAUAUUUCUUUUUUUAAAUAAUCCACGUUUCGCACUGUAUGAAAGUAUGAUUUGCAUUUUUCAUUUACCAAGAUACGUUGUUAAAUUAACGCAGUAGAAUAGCUAUAGAAUCCUUUCCUGUUCUCUUUUUUUACUUGUCACUGUCCUUCAUUAAUAUCUCAAUGGUAUUAAAAUGAAAUUCAUACAUGAAUAAUUAGAACCCUUAUUAAUAGUUAUAUAAACAUUAAAUUUUUUAUUUAAAAAAUACGUACAAUCGACAUUAGGAUAUCUUUGACAGAAACCCGGAACUAUAUUCAUUCGGUUAUCGAGAUAUUUUAUUUUACAAAUAAUGAAACUGUACAUUAUUAUAUCUCCGUUCUUUAUCUAUUCGAAAAUUAUAUGUUAUAUAUAGUUCCGAGGGCUGAGCAAAUUCCACGUUCGUUGUCAAAGACACGAGCCAACUUCUAAACUACCCACUGAAACCAGUCGUUCUACUUUUUAAAUGUUGACGUAGAAACGACUACAUUUAAGUCAACGUAAAAUCAUACGUUUCAUUCUAUAACUACUUAUUACGUAAUUUACAUAAUAUGUCCAUAUUUCAAUGUUGCAACAUUCUUUGAACACGGAUACGACGUUCACCUAUUUAAAUAAAUAAACAAUUCUAAUAUAUAUUGUUAAAAUUGCGUGAUAAGAGAUUCCUUUAAAAAUGUCGUAUCUCUAUUUUUCUCCUAACCUAUCUCAUCUGCCGAUAAAAAUCAGUGACAGGCAUUAUAAGAAAUACAGAUAAUUAAACAAGCGUUUCCUUCCUAAUUCUGCACGCUAAUAGAAGUUCCAUGCUCUAUUUUAGAUCGUUGAUAAUCGAAUUUACACGCGAACUCAUUCGAACUCUGCUGAUUAGGUAAUGCAAAAGCCGAAAGUACCUACUUUCUAAAUUUAUAAAAUGGUUCGUUUCUGUGUAGGUCAUGGCUCGACUUUACUGUAUGCUUCUCUUUUCCUCUUUUCCUUCAUUCCUCUCUUCAUACGUAUUUCACGCAACAACGCUUGACAAUUGAACACGUAAUUCCUGCAUUAUGCAUUUUAACCGCAACGAGUGCAGGAUACGACCAAAAACACAAGGAAGUUCGGACAACAUCGUUUACAAGUCCCUCUCGAGAUUCGUAGGCAACCGUGGCCAUUUACAAUACUACACACUACCGUGUGUAUAGUGUAUAAGUAUUGCCAGGUUGGAUCAAUACUCCGGUCGCUGAAAGACGAGGUGAGAGGUAGUGGAAACGACGAUACUCGGAGAGAGAGAGACUACCGCAUGGUGUCUGUUGAGCAUGGUUAUCGAGCGAUUCCACUUGUUAUGGGGCCGUUGAGUUAAAAACAUUGGGGAAAAUUCGUAUUGAGUUUACUUUGUCACUGUAUACAAACAAUAAUGAGCAACUAAUUUGUUUAAACAACUUGAUCGAAAAAGUGCUUUAAAAACCGAUUCAUUAAUCCGCCAAAUAAAUUUUCUCUCACUCUUUCAUUACAUUUCUGUGAUGGUAACAAAACCGGUCGAUCUAUUUGCUUCAUUAAAUACGUUAUAGAUUAAACUUAAGAAUUGGAAUCGGUAUAUCUUGAAAGAUUUAUCCGUUCGAUGAUCGAUCUAUAUUUUUGCUUAAUCGAUAUAUGAACUUAACCCUCGAAUACCAGUCGCUAUCGUAGCCAACCGGCGAAUGUUUAGUUGAGUCACGUUGUAUCGUACCCAACAAAACAUAUUUCCCCACUUAAACAAUAGCUUGUAAUGUAACUCCACGUUUAAUCCAGAUAGUUGCAUCACAAUGUUUUUCAUUUGACGGAGAUUACAUUUCUAAAUUAACUUUCCAUCGUAGUUGGUAAGGAUUCACGAGAAUUUGUAAUCAAGAGAAAUAAAGUCAAAGAAAUUAGAACUUGCCAUAAGGAUUUAAGAAAAAAAAGCUAUUUUACAUUGUAAAUAAUGUACUUAUCAUGUAUGAUGAUUACUUACAGAUAGAGAUUUAUAUUCAAUCUAAUCUAUAGUUUGAUUUAUAUAUUUGCUAUUUAUGAUGUAUAAUCUAUCGAUGUUAUUAUAUUUUAUCGAGGAGAUACAG